AACGGACGAGGUCACGUAUUUGCUUGCAUUUGACCGAGUGCAAUUUUAGGAUCUAUUUGUGAACACAUUGAGGAACAGUCGUAUAUAGUAAAAUUCGGUUGUGGUGGAAAAGAACGAAAAAAAAAUGGCGAAUAUUCGUGAUUGAGAACGACCAACAAAGUCAAAGGAAUUGACAGCGAGAAAAGAGCUCGAAAAACGAGUGAAACUUACAUCGCAAAUAAAAAGUUAUUACCAGGACGGUGAUUGCGAAACGUCAUAAAACAAUUCAUACGAAUCGAGCGACUUCGUGGGGCAAGGAGCAUAACUAUUACUUUCUUAAAGAGGGUUAUCUCUCUCGAAUGACAUAUAUCAAAUAAAUGUUAACGCAAUGGGCAAUGUAUCGAAGGAUCCAAUGACUUCGCAUUGUACUUCGUUGUGAUCUGAUUUAAUUUUAUUCCAACGAUCAUUUCAUUCAUCGGAAACGUCAGCAGAUCUCCGAUGAGAGCUCGAUACACGUACAAAAUGCAGAGCAGAAUAAUACGACGAUUAUAUUUAUAUAUUUUAUUAUCACGAUAAUAGGUAUACUUGCCUAGAUUUUAGAUUUUAUAUAAUACAAUAAAGAUGGAUCAAGAAACAGUAUAUGGUACGCACGAAGACAGUCAUGUUGUCAUGUCUGAAAAAGUACAGUCCUUGGCAGGCAGUAUUUAUCAAGAAUUUGAAAAGAUGAUUGCAAGAUAUGACGAAGAUGUAGUCAAAGACCUAAUGCCUUUGCUAGUCAAUGUUUUAGAAUGUUUAGAUGUAUCCUAUACAGAAAAUCAAGAACGCGAAGUUGAAUUAGAAUUAUUAAGGGAGGAUAACGAACAGCUAGUUACACAAUAUGAGAGAGAAAAGCAAUUGAGGAAAACGUCUGAUCAGAAAUUGCUCGAGCAAGAAGAUGUUGCAGAAGAUGAAAGGAAAGAAUUAUUAUCAAGAAUUGACAGUUUAGAGUCAAUUGUAAGAAUGUUGGAGCUGAAAACAAAGAAUUCGCAAGAUCACGGUACAAUUGCCAAUGGUUCUUCCAGUACAUCCUCUCUUAGCACAUCUUUUCACAUUGUUCGUCUCGAAGAAAAGGAAACAGAGCUAAAACGUGAAUACGCCCGCCUACAUGACAGAUAUACAGAAUUAUUUAAGACACAUGUAGAUUAUAUGGAAAGAACAAAAAUGUUGGUUGGUAGUACGGAAAGAUUAGAAAAUGCAACUGGUGGUCGUGGUCCAUCAAGAUUGCCUUCUCUUGGUUUAGCUCACAUGUCAAGAAGUUCUGGUCCUUUAAGUUAUGGAUUUCAAAGUUUAGAAGCAAGUAUAAAUGCAGAAGAACCUCAAGAUGAAAGCCCACCAAAUGCUGCAAAUUUAAGAACUGAAAUGUUGGAUAGUAGUAGUGAAGCUGCAAUAGAAACCUCUGAUAAAAGUCAAUUAACAGAUCAGCCUGAACAAGAAAAUAAGACUACUGCAAUUUCCAGACAUGAAAGUCCUGAGACUGAAUUGCCACCACCACUGAUAACACCGACGACACCAAGUGGAAUGGAGAAAUUAGCUACAACACCAAGUGGUGGUAGAAGUAAAACUGAAAGAGAACAAAGAAGUGGCAAUACAUUAUAUCAGGAACUUAGUUUCCAAGAUGCAGAUGCAUUAGGUGAAAUGGAUGAAGGUGCAGAUAUCACAGGUAGUUGGGUCCAUCCUGGUGAAUAUGCAUCAUCGGUCAAUGACAACUUUUAUGGAAUGGGAAAAGAAGUGGAAAAUCUUAUUAUGGAAAAUAAUGAAUUACUAGCUACAAAGAAUGCCCUUAACGUAGUUAAAGAUGAUUUAAUAGUUAAAGUGGAUGAACUGACUAGCGAGCAAGAAAUAUUACGCGAGGAAGUUCGUGGUUUGCAGCAAACUAAGGAUCGCUUACGUCAACGUGUUGCGGCACUUGAAGAAGAAUUAAAGAAAGUGAAAGAGGAUGCUGAGGCUGUCGCAAAAGCAGCGAAGAGCGAUGACGAAGAGGACGUGCCUUUAGCUCAAAGAAAAAGAUUUACAAGAGUGGAAAUGGCCAGAGUUCUCAUGGAAAGAAAUCAAUAUAAGGAAAGAUUUAUGGAACUUCAAGAAGCUGUUAGGUGGACUGAAAUAAUUAGAGCAAAUAAAAUUGAUCCUUCCAAUACAUCAGGAGGAAAAGGUUCACAAUUUUGGAAGUUUUUUAGCAGUCUCUUCACAACAACUGAUCGUGGGAAUUUAGUUCGUGGAACACAUACCUUACCUCAUAUUCGCUAUAGUGCACCAACGAAUCAAGUUGUUCCAGCCGUGAGCACCAUGCGUAAACACACGUUGAAAAAUCGCCAUGACUUUCUCGACCAAGGAGACACCAUAUCUUCUGAAAAGCUCGUAGCACGCCGAGCAAACGAACGAAGAGAACAAUAUCGUCAAGUCAGGGCACACGUUAGAAAAGAAGACGGUCGAUUACAAGCUUAUGGAUGGAGUUUGCCAGGAAAACCAAUAGCACCAGUAAGACAACCUGUACCAGUACCAGUAUAUUGUAGGCCUCUUCAAGAAACAGAACCAGGAAUGAAAAUUUGGUGUGGAGCUGGUGUAAAUCUAACUGGAGGCAAAACACCAGAUGGUGGUUGUAUGAUUGGAGGAAGUGUAUUUUAUGCAGCUGAAGCAUCAGAAACAAAUACAACUAAAACAGAAGCUGAAGAUGCGGUUGAACAUUUAGACAAUGAACUUCAAGAAAAUGAACAACGUAGAUUGGAGGCAGAACAAUUGGAACAGAAACUUAGUUCCUUGGUCUGGAUUUGCACAUCGACUCAAAAGAUGUCAAAAGUUACAGUUAUAGAUGCCAAUAAUCCAGCAGAUAUUUUAGAGGUUUUCAGUGUUUGUCAAGGACAUUUACUUUCCAUUGCUAGUGUACCUGGUGCCAUGGAAAGUGAUUAUCCUAAAAACUUGAAGGAGAAUUCGACAUAUAAACUUAAUAAUAAAAAUGGUGAUAACAUAGAUAGUAAUCAUGAUGAAUCGGUCAUAAUCGAACAUAUUGAUCAGAACGAACAGAAAAAAAUCCAAGAAGCGACUUCUAUCGAGAACAAUAAACAGGAGAAUGGUAAUUCUGUCGAAGAACAAAGUAAUGAAACUGUAGAAAAAACAAAAGAUACGGAUCAGAGUUCGAGUGCCGGACCCCAAAGUUUGGAAAGUGUAGAUAGCGAAACAGCAAAUUUAGGAAAGAUUUAUUUUAUUAAAUGCAAUUCAGAAGUAGUGAACGAUGAAUUAAAUUGCAAAGAAGAUAAGAACGAGGAAGACGAAAAUAAGGAAAUAGAGGAAAGUACACCUAUCGAAAAAAUGUCAUCAAUACAACCAACUAUGUGGCUGGGAGCUCAAAAUGGUGCUGUUUUUGUACACUCGGCUGUUGCCAAAUGGUCUGUUUGCUUGCAUUUUGUAAAAUUAAAGGAUGCGGCUGUGGCUAUCGUGCACGUUCAAGGCCGCGUUUUAGUUGCUUUGGCCGAUGGAACUGUAGCUUUGUUCCGAAGGGGCCCAGAUGGUCAAUGGGACCUUUCUCAGUAUCAUGUUAUUACUUUAGGAAGCCCACAACACUCGAUCAGAUGUAUGACCGCUGUCAGUGGAAAAACAGUAUGGUGUGGAUAUAGAAACAAAAUCCAUGUGAUAGAUCCUAUUAGAAUGACUGUUGAAUGCACUGUCGAUGCUCAUCCUAGAAGAGAGUCACAAGUGAGACAAUUGGCAUGGCUAGGCGAGGGCGUUUGGGUUAGCAUUCGAUUGGAUUCAACAUUAAGACUCUAUCAUGCACAUACUUAUCAACAUCUACAAGAUGUUGAUAUAGAACCUUAUGUCAGUAAAAUGCUGGGAACAGGGAAACUCGGAUUUUCUUUUGUACGAAUCACAGCUUUAUUAAUUUCCUCAAAUAGGUUGUGGAUUGGUACUGGAAAUGGAGUGAUAAUUUCAGUACCACUAUCCGAAAGUGCAGGCGGUUCAAUGGCAGUAUCCAGAGUUCAAACGGGAGCUAAUAAAGGUGAUGCACCAGGAAUUGGUGUUAGAGUCUUUGCAUCGGAACGAGGUGUUGCAGUUGGAAGCUUUAUACCGUAUUGUAGUAUGGCUCAUGCCCAACUAAGUUUUCAUGGGCACAGAGAUGCCGUAAAAAUGUUUGUCGCCGUACCUGGCCACGGUGGUCAAAGUGCAGCAACCGAUGGUUCACAGCCUGCGAUGCUUGUAUUAUCAGGGGGCGAAGGUUACAUUGAUUUUAGAGUCGGUGAUGGAGAAGAAACAGAAGAGAGUAUCGAACGGUCUAAUGCUAUAAUAGCAGCCAAUGCUGACGAACAUGGUGAACAAAGUCAUCUUAUCGUUUGGCAAGUCCAGUGUCCGAUACCGAUGCCCAGUUAGCCUAUGAAAUGGGAAGACAACUUCAUCAUGGUGCACGGAUAGCUUAUGUCUCAAUAAUGUUUGAUCAACAAAUCCCCAUAUGUUGGAAACAAACAAAAAGUCAAUGAAUGAUAUUUGUUGAUUCAUGAAAGAAAAAGAAAAAAAAAAUAUGCGAUCGUAAUAUAACUUUAAAAAUAAUAUGGUUUCGUACAGCAGUAUAAGGAAAAGCGUUUUAAACAAUAAUAAGUAACAUUUUGCGAUAAACAUAUAAGAUCUCUGCAUGUAUUGCAUUUACUCUGCUUCUACGUUGAGUAAUCUAGGAGGAAGGAGAAGGAAAAAAAUAUAUAUAUAUUAUAUAUAUAUAUAUAUAUAUUUACUGAAUUUGAAGUAACUUAAACAAAUUUUAUAAAUUUCGAGAUGUUCUUAGAAUUAAAUGCUUAUCCCAAUAUGUUUCGGCAUUUCCUAAUCUGUUGUAGUUGAAUCGAAUUAUUCUAAUAAUCGUAUGCACUUAUCACGGAAUAACGUCGAUUUUUAUUUCACAUAAGUUAUUUCAUAUAAGGAAUUAUAUGUUGUUAAAUGUAUAUGAAAUAAGUAACUGGGUAAUCACGUUAAAAAAAAAAAAAAUAUCACAUUAGAUAGAAUUAAAAAGGGAAAAAAAAAAACGUUGGGCAUUAAAAGGGCACUAAAGUUAUAAUGUUCUUGCCAUAAAUCGAUGCGACGAACAAACAAUAAGAAAUAAAAUCUAAUGAAUUUGGAAAUAUUGCCGUGACAUAGUUAUUCAUAUAUCGCAUUUGUUCUAAGCAUUGUUUCACUAUAAAAGUCAAAUGGGAUAAGUGGUGCAAUUAACUCAGGCAGAAUUUAGUUAUAGAAUUAUAAUUUACUGCGUCUUUUAAUUCAUUUUACUUCUACAAAAAAAAAAAAAAAAAGAAAAGAAAAAACGAAGAAAAAGAAGAAGAAGAAGAAAGAAGGAGGAAGAAGAAGAAAAGAAAAAAAAAACGAAAGAAAAUAUACAUCAUAUAUAAUCCAUUUGUUAUUAUUUGCGAAUGAACUUCACAAAAUCGUCUUUUACGAUUGUUCAUAAUUUCGACGGAUUUAAAUCAGCCAAUUAUGUAAAUAUUAUAACCAUUUUUAUAGCGCAAAUAGGAACGUAAUUAUUUAAUUAUUUAUUGACGGAAAUAAUGAAUUAUAAUUUCAAUAAGAAAAUUCUUUCUUUCCGUCUUUUAAAGCUUUACGUUCUCUUCAAUAUACAUACGUAUAUUACCAAA
This is a messenger RNA of Vespa mandarinia (Asian giant hornet), 5618 nucleotides long. RefSeq names its product JNK-interacting protein syd (gene syd). Gene Ontology annotation, molecular function: JUN kinase binding; signaling receptor complex adaptor activity; kinesin binding. Gene Ontology annotation, biological process: vesicle-mediated transport. Lineage: Eukaryota; Metazoa; Arthropoda; Insecta; Hymenoptera; Vespidae. Gene Ontology annotation, cellular component: cytoplasm. The record is from RefSeq and is a predicted model, not a curated record.